UAGUGACCUUUUUGAAAAUCCCUAAUAUUGAGGUUUACAAAAAGAAAGGAUGAGAUUGUCUCAGGAAGCUCUUUUAAACUUAGAUCGGAUUACUGCAGAAUCAGUUGGAGAUUGUCUUUACAAACAAGUUGAGUUCUAUUAUGACCAAGAGGUGAUUGUGUUUUGCAAUGCUGAUUACACAAGGCCAAGCAUUUGUGGUAGGAUUCAAUCUUCAGAGAAAAUUGUCAAAAUGGAUGCUGGUACAAUUUGCGAUGUAUAUUAUCCAAUCAAUAGUUACUCUCAAUUUAGGAAGGAAAUUCAUCUUGACAAAAUGGAAGAUUAUAUUAGCCGUCUAUCAUUAGCAAUCUAUUUGACUGAUGAUGGUUUCAUCUAUUACAAAUCUACAAAAGUCGUCGAUGUAACGAAUGAGUUAGAUCACAACAUAGACUCUUUCGUAUUAGUUAAUAAUAAGAGACUGGUUGAUUCCAAUGGUGAUAUUAUAUUAGCCAAAGAUGUUUCCAAUCUUGCUGAUUGUUAUCGUACUUGUGCUCAUGAUGAUAUUGAUCUUUGUGAGACUUUUGUCUAUUGUCAAUAUCCAGAUAAACUGUCUUGUUAUACAUCUAAUGUUAUCUAUGCUAAUUUAUCUUUACAAUCGACAGAAGAUGAAUCUUGUAAAAUUUAUUCAAAGAAUCGAUUAUUAGAUUACAUCAAAAUAUCUUCGAGAGAGUUUAAACAAUCGCCUAAUAUCGCUAUUGAUGUUCCACUCGAUGAUUGUGCUUCAAAAUGUAGUUCAUCUGAUGAAUGUUUCUCAUUCCAACAAUGUGGUGGUUCUUGUACUUUGAGUGGAUAUUAUACUGAUGCGGAAACACAGGAAAGUCGGGAUUGUAAUAUUUAUAUUCCGAAAGUUUCUCAACAAUUUAUAUCAACUGGACGGAAAAUUGUUUCUCAAGUUUUUCACACGGAAGUUAAUCUAAAUUUGGAUCAAUGUGCUGCUCUUUGUCAUAGCUGGACAAAUACUGACGAAUCUUGUAAAUCGUUCAACUAUUGUCCUCAAAAUGGUGAAAUAAGCUCAUGUAGCUUAUCAAAAUACUCAAUCAACGAUAAAUCAGUUAAUUCAAUUGAUUCAGGAGUUUGUAAGAAUUAUGAAUACAAAAAUCAACGAUCCAAUGGAGGAAAUAAUUAUGGAAGUGAACAAGUUACCAUCAGAGGAACAAGUGGAGUAGCUGCUUUUGGUAUAAUCAUGUUGUUCGUUACCGUUGGACUUUUGCUUGGAUUUAUUUUCCCAAUGCUUAUCAAUGGAAAACUAAAGGAAAUUAUCACUCAAAAGUUUGUUUCAUCAUCUUCGUCGGAACGAGAAAUCAAUUCAUUCCAUUUUUCGAGACAAAUGGAUUAAACAGAAAAAAAUUAUACGAUUUAAAUUGUAUUUAUGGAACUAACUUCAAAUACUACAUUUGUAUUUACAAUGCUUCCAAAGUGAAUGUUACACGAAAUUUUUUAAAUUUUCCAUAAGGAACCCAUUUUCUAGAUAAUAAAUGUACAAUGAAAUAAUAAAUAACUAUUUGUCAAAAAGACAUUUUACUCAGAGUUACAAUAGAAAAGUACAUAGGACCACUUAAUUAUUUUUUCGUCUGUAGCAAAAACUAGCGUCCAUCAAUUUACAAAAAUCGUGCUUAGGCCAGUUAACAGAUGAUUCAAGACAUUGUAAUGUAGAUCAAUAUACUUUCUAUGGUGAGGAGUAUCACACCAACAUACUUCAUGUAAUAUUGUCAACAAAAUAAAGAAAAGUCUUCACUUGAA
Molecule: messenger RNA, 1776 nt
Organism: Panonychus citri (citrus red mite)
Lineage: Eukaryota; Metazoa; Arthropoda; Arachnida; Trombidiformes; Tetranychidae
Exons: 4
Coding region: 50-1372 (440 amino acids)
Source: RefSeq, a predicted model, not a curated record